This is a messenger RNA of Pteronotus mesoamericanus, 2441 nucleotides long. Its product is annotated as zinc finger protein ZFP2-like. Gene Ontology annotation, biological process: regulation of DNA-templated transcription. Gene Ontology annotation, molecular function: DNA-binding transcription factor activity, RNA polymerase II-specific; RNA polymerase II cis-regulatory region sequence-specific DNA binding. The transcript is spliced from 4 exons. The record is from RefSeq and is a predicted model, not a curated record. NCBI's taxonomy places the organism in Eukaryota, Metazoa, Chordata, Mammalia, Chiroptera, Mormoopidae. The coding region runs from base 95 to 1909 and encodes 604 amino acids.
GCUUGCAGGUCCGGUGAAGGGGCCCGUGGACUCGGGAGGGAGUGCGGCUCGAGGCGGGUUCGUGCGGGGGAAGCUUGGCCGUGUCCAGGUCACCAUGGGCACUGGAAGGAUGGCCACCCAGCCGCUGACCAAGAAGGCCCUGGGGUCGGUGGCGUUCAGGGAUGUGAUUGUGGACUUCACCCCGGAGGAGUGGCAGCAGCUGAAGCCUGCGCAGAAGGACCUGUACAGGGACGUAAUGAUGGAGACCUACUGGAACCUGGUGUCGCUGGACUUGGAGACUAGACCCGACAUGAAACAGUCGGACCCGCAGGAGGAUGACUGGGGAGACAGACCAUCCGCUGCAGUGGUUGCAGAAGAACCCACGAGUAAUGGUGCCCAGGGUUGCACGUGGGAAGGAGCAGGGACACAGGGUGACCAGGCGGGGCAACAACAGGGGAGCCCAGGGACCUGUCUGGGGCAUUUGGACAUGUCUCAGGCAUUAGCCCCUGAACGUUGUGAAUUUAAGGCAUUCGUCCGCCAAAGCCUCAUACCGGCCCCUGCGAAAUUGGAGGGACAGAGAGGAUCAGGGAAGCACCCGUUCAGCAUGUGCUGGAAGGACUCAGGUACUUCAAGCCUCAGUCCUUCCUCCCAACUCCGUGCAGAGAGGAAGCCCUAUAAAUGCGGAGAGUGUGGCAAGGCUUUCAGCUAUAACUCAUCCUUGAAGGAGCACCAACGAAUGCACACUGGGGAGAACCCUUUCUCGUGUGCCACGUGCGAUAAGCAUUUCAUCCGGCGGUCUUACCUCGCCACCCACCAGCGCCUACACACUGGGGAGAAGCCUUAUGCAUGCGGGGACUGUGGCAAGGCCUUCAGCCAGAAGGCGCACCUCAUUCAGCACCAGAGGACGCACACCGGUGAGAAGCCUUAUGCAUGUGGGGAUUGCGGCAAGGCCUUCAUGCACAACAGGAGCCUCAUUGUCCAUCAGAGGACGCACACUGGGGAGAAACCAUUUGUGUGCAGGGACUGCAGCAAGGCCUUCAGCCGGCAGGAUUACCUCAAAUCACACCAGAGGACACACACUGGGGAGAAGCUGUACACGUGCAGGGACUGCGGCAAGGCCUUCAGACAUAAAGGCAGUCUUAACCUACACCAGAGGACUGACACCGGGGUGAAGGCCUACGUGUGCAGUACCUGUGGCAAGGCCUUCACCCGCAACACAAGCCUCAUCACGCAUCAGAGGAUGCACACUGGGGAGAAGCCGUAUGCAUGCAAAGACUGCGAAAAGGCCUUCAGCCGGAUUGAGCACCUCAUGGUGCAUCAGAGGACGCACACCGGUGAGAAACCAUACAUGUGUCGCCAGUGUGGGAAGGACUUCACAAAAAACUACUCGCUCUUGGAACACCAGCGCAUGCACACCGGGGAGAAGCCCUACACGUGUGCCCAGUGCGGCAAGGCCUUCAGGCAAAACUUCUCGCUCAGGGAGCACCAGCAUGUGCACACCGGGGAGAAGCCCUACACGUGUACCCAGUGCGGCAAGGCCUUCCGGCAAAAUUCCUCGCUCAGGGACCACCGGCGUGUGCACACUGGGGAGAAGCCCUACAACUGCAGCCAGUGCGGCAAGUUCUUUAGCCUCAAAUCCUCUCUCUGGAAGCACCAGCGCUUGCACACCGGGGAGAAGCCCUACAAGUGUGCCCAGUGUGACAAGGCCUUCAGGCAAAACUUCUCGCUUAGGGAGCAUGAGCGUGUGCACAGCGGGGAGAAACCCUACAAGUGUGGCCAGUGUGACAAGGCCUUCAGGCAAAAUUCCUCGCUCAGGGACCACCAGAGUGUGCACAGUGGGGAGAAGCCCUACAGCUGCAGCCAGUGCAGCAAGCUCUUUAACCUCAAAUCCUCUCUCAGGAAGCACCAGCGCUUGCACACCGGGGAGUAGCCCUACCAGUGCUCCAUCUCCAGAGGCCCCAGAGGAGGAUACACAUGUAGCAGAGGGGCCAGAAAUCUCAGAAUUCGCACCCAACUGGCAGGUCUUGAGUCCAUGGGUCAGUAUCAGACUUGACAUUGAGCCCACAGGUAGGGGGCAAGAGAAGUCCUACCCAGAUGGGUCAUCGGGGGCCCCGGGGACAGGCCACACCAUGCUUACCUUUGCUUCCGCAGCCUCAGCAGGGCCAUGUGGAAAGCAAGUCCCCCUCCAGGUCCUGUAUCUGGAAGCAUGGCCUGGGGUGCUAUGGCUCCUCACCUGGCUGGAUGAUGAGUAUGCCGGGGAUGUGGCGGGACCUUUCGCCAGAAGGUGCACAUGAUCCAGCACCAGAGGACACACCCUGGGGAGAACCUUUUGUGUGCAGGGACUGCCGCAAGGCUUCCGACAGAAAGGGAACCUCAGAGAGCACCAGAGGAUGCACAUCAGGGAGAAGCCAUACACGUGCAGGGACUGCAGAAAGGCCUUCAGCCAAAACUCCUCGCUCAGG